Molecule: messenger RNA, 2160 nt
Organism: Solea senegalensis (Senegalese sole)
Lineage: Eukaryota; Metazoa; Chordata; Actinopteri; Pleuronectiformes; Soleidae
Gene: ptger1b
Product: prostaglandin E receptor 1b (subtype EP1)
Exons: 3
Coding region: 265-1410 (381 amino acids)
Biological process (GO): inflammatory response; positive regulation of cytosolic calcium ion concentration; adenylate cyclase-activating G protein-coupled receptor signaling pathway
Cellular component (GO): plasma membrane
Molecular function (GO): thromboxane receptor activity; prostaglandin E receptor activity
Source: RefSeq, a predicted model, not a curated record
UGCAAUGUAAUGGGGAGGCUGCCUGCUCCAAGACAUGAGUUUCUAUGCAGUCUGUCUCACACAACGAGGAAACAGUUCCGUUUCAAAAUAACCCAAAACCGUCUCUCACUCUGGAACAAGAUCAAGGGACGUCAAGAAUUUUAUCACAGCUCCAGCUAUGAGUUACUGUCCCAGUCAAAGCGGUCCUGAACAUCUCCAUGGAGUUCUUAUUCCAAAGUAUCUUCUCAGCCAGAGGAACCACAUCAGGCCCAGAGCCCCGCAGUGAUGCUGGCGAUGCAACACUACAACUCCUCGGGUCUCAUUGCCUCCUUUCCUCUCUCUAACCACACCGCCAUGGUGCAGGAGCCAGAGGUGGAGGCCGUAGCACCGAAUGCCACCCUUCCACCGAGCAACCCCACAGCUGCGGGCCUCACCAUGACUCUGGGCAUCCUGUUCAAUGUGGUGGCCCUUGUCAUUCUUGCCAAGGCGUACAACCGCUUCCGUCGCCGGUCAAAGGCCACGUUUCUGCUCUUUGCCAGCUCCCUGGUGGCUACAGAUCUGGCAGGACAUGUUAUUCCUGGAGCCCUUGUGCUGAGAAUUUACUCUGCAGGUGCUGGGAAGACUCUCGAAGCUGCCUCCAGCGCCAGAAGUGAUCCCGACGCCUCGUGUCUGUUUCUGGGGGGUUGCAUGGUGUUCUUUGGCCUGUGUCCACUUUUCCUGGGUUGUGCCAUGGCUGCCGAGCGCUGCCUCGGUGUCACUAGACCUUUGCUUCAUGCGCGUCUGGUGACCACAGCGCGGACAAAAAUCGCACUGGCCCUCAUUUGGCUGCUGGCUCUGGGUGUGGCCCUCCUGCCCUUCUUCAGCCUGGGUGCCUACACCUAUCAGUACCCAUGGACGUGGUGCUUUAUCAGAGUGAUGGAGGACACUAAAGCAACAGAUCUGGCGUUUGUGAUGCUGUUCUCCGGGCUGGCCUUGAGCUCUCUGGCCAUGGCCUUUGUGUGUAACACCAUCAGUGGGUUCACGCUGGUGAAAGCCCGGCUAAAGAAAAGGUCCUGCUCCCAGCGCCGCUCAGCCAGGUCUCAUGACACAGAGAUGGUGGUGCAGCUGGUCGGCAUCAUGGUCACCUCCUGCAUCUGCUGGAGCCCUCUGCUGAUCUUUGGAUUGAUGUCAGCAGCACGCUCGUACAGUGGCUCUCUGAGCGGUGACCGGGACACGUACAGGGGGCUAAUGGUGACAGGGGUCAGGAUGGCAACCUGUAACCAGAUCCUGGAUCCUUGGGUCUACAUCCUGCUGCGGCGUGCCAUCCUCAGGAAGAUCUACCGCAUCACGAAAAAGCAGGCCAGUUUCAAGGGAAGCACUUUCCGCUCCACCCGCUGGGAUGUCAACUCCUUUCAAAACUCAGAGAAAACCAGUGUUAAUAAUAAGGUUUAACCGAGGACAUAAAGGGGAAAUGGCAUUUGUCUCCUUUUACGGGAUGCUCCAGAAGGAUCAGAACUGAACCUGGCAGUGUUUCAUCCUGGUCAAAGUUCAGCCUCCUGCAUGAGAGGAGAUUACUUUAGAGGCGUGAUAGAGCGAGGCCACCUUUGGUUGGCACAGGAUCCAAGUUUGAAAGAUGACUGACCAGCUCAUAAUAACCUUUGAGGUUGUUGAACGAAUGAAUCAGUGAUACACUGCAAAGGGAAACAACCUUAUAAACUGUUAAAGGUGUACAUCAAAAUGCACAUGUUUGCAUGGCAGUCUGCCCUCUAUGAGAGCAGCUGUAAAUAUAAUGUUUUUUGUGUGCAGGAGAAUUACAUAAUCAGCAAAAGUGAAGACUGCAUAGUCCUAAAGCAAACAUCUCAAGUCAAACAUUUGUCCAUAAAUAUGCUGUUUGAUCAAUUAUAAAAGUCAAUGACUUGUGUAAAUGCUCACAUAAGAGAGCAAAUGAAAAAGCUGUGCUUUUACCUCAGCUUAAAGAUGUGAAAAACACUGUGUGUGUGUGUGGUGUGUGGUGUGGGUGUGUAACCAUGCGAUAUAAAUGUGAAUGUGUGUAUCUUUGUUGUGUGUCUCUGAAUGUAUCUACAGUAUUUCUCCCUGAAUGUCUGGGGACUGAAGUGAAACUAUAUGUGUUACAAAAGCUAAUUAAAAAAAGAUGAAUGUAAUAUUACAUAUUAAAUGUCUGUAUGUUACUGUUUCACCUCA